This is a messenger RNA of Episyrphus balteatus (marmalade hoverfly), 5899 nucleotides long. Its product is annotated as glutamate receptor 1-like. Gene Ontology annotation, molecular function: transmitter-gated monoatomic ion channel activity involved in regulation of postsynaptic membrane potential; glutamate-gated receptor activity. The coding region runs from base 602 to 3541 and encodes 979 amino acids. The record is from RefSeq and is a predicted model, not a curated record. Lineage: Eukaryota; Metazoa; Arthropoda; Insecta; Diptera; Syrphidae. Gene Ontology annotation, cellular component: plasma membrane; postsynaptic membrane. The transcript is spliced from 16 exons. Gene Ontology annotation, biological process: modulation of chemical synaptic transmission; synaptic transmission, glutamatergic.
AGUACAUAUUCGAACGUGAGCUGCGGCAGUCCAAAAAGGUCGAAACGCUUUUUUCUGAUAGAUUAUUAAAUACAAAUUCUGUAAUAAGGAUAUAGUUUUUUAUCAUACAAGAAAAAAAGUGAAAAACACACAUACCUUUUCGGCACGGAUCCCCAAAAACGUAAUCGGUUUUAGUGUUUUGGAAAUAAAAUUUCGGAUAAAACAAGUUACCAGUGAUAUGGCUCAAGGGUGUUUGCUAAAGGAUACCGCAAUCAUAUGUUUUGUUACAAGUCCUUAAAAUGUUAAAGGAAUUAUGUGUACAUAGCGCAAAGUGUGUGUAGAACCGAAUCGAAAGAUUUCGUCGGCCAUGAUUUUUUGAUUAUUCCCAUUUUUUUUCCUGUGUGGUUGCGAAUAGCAAAAGAAUGUGAUUGAAAGAAAGAAAGAAUAUAAAAAAAAGUUCUACUAUCGGACCCUUAAAAUAAUUCCAAAUGAAUCUAAAUUCCUGUGGCGCGGUUAUAUUAUCAUACGUUUUUUCAAAAUAUUUCUCACUCGUAGAAAUUCAGUCUUAUAGGUGCCCUAGCUCUUGGUCUCUGGCGAGUUAGUUUCAUAUAUUGUUCCGAAAAUGUUUUAUGGGAUUACCUUUGUUACACUAUGGAUAUUACACGCAACUUUUUGGAUACAUUGCACAGUUGCACAACAAUCGUUGACAGAAAAAAUUCCUCUUGGUGCUAUUUUCGAGCAGGGAACAGAUGAAGUUCAAUCUGCUUUCAAGUACGCCAUGUUGAAUCAUAAUCUGAAUGUGUCUUCGCGGAGAUUUGAGUUACAGGCAUAUGUGGACGUUAUUAACACUGCUGAUGCAUUUAAGCUCUCUCGAUUAAUAUGCAACCAAUUUUCAAGAGGAGUUUAUUCUAUGCUUGGAGCCGUUUCCCCAGAUUCAUUUGAUACGUUGCAUUCAUACAGUAAUACAUUUCAAAUGCCAUUUGUGACACCGUGGUUUCCUGAAAAAGUAUUGACCCCAUCAUCAGGUUUUCUUGAUUUCGCAAUAAGUAUGAGACCUGACUACCACCAGGCUAUUAUAGAUACUAUACAAUUCUAUGGAUGGCAAAGAAUAAUAUAUCUCUAUGAUUCACACGACGGCCUCCUGAGACUGCAACAAAUUUACCAAGGACUUAAGCCCGGAAACGAGUCAUUUCAAGUGGAAAUGGUCAAACGUAUAGCAAACGUUACCAUGGCAAUAGAAUUUCUACAUACCCUCGAGGACUUAAGUCGUUGGACAAACAAAUACAUUGUGCUUGAUUGCCCAACGGAAAUGGCAAAAGAAAUUCUUAUAACUCAUGUCAGGGAUAUUGCACUAGGCAGACGCACAUACCACUACUUGCUCAGUGGCUUGGUUAUGGACGAUAGAUGGGAAAGCGAAGUUAUCGAGUUCGGUGCUAUAAAUAUAACUGGGUUCAGGAUUGUUGACACAAAUCGACGAUUGGUACGGGAAUUUUACGAAAAUUGGAAACGCCUCGACCCUGUGACCUCUGUGGGCGCUGGAAGGGAUUCCAUAUCGGCACAAGCUGCCCUUAUGUAUGACGCAGUGUUUGUGCUGGUCGAGGCUUUCAAUAAAAUUCUUCGCAAGAAACCAGAUCAAUUCAGAAACAAUGUCCAGCGCCGUAGUCAGACUCUAAUACCAAGUCCAGCGAAUGGAACUACGGCAACGGGUGGUAAUAAUGUCGGAUCAAGUACUCGUGCUUUGGAUUGUAAUACUUCCAGGGGUUGGGUAAACCCUUGGGAACAUGGUGAUAAAAUUUCACGAUACUUGCGAAAGGUGGAGAUAGAAGGAUUAACAGGGGACAUCAAAUUCAAUGAUGAUGGCCGGAGGCAGAAUUACACUCUUCACAUAGUCGAAAUGACUGUGAACAGCGCAAUGGUUAAAGUUGCUGAAUGGUCUGAUGAGGCUGGCCUAAUGCCUUUGUCAGCAAAAUACGUGCGCCUUCGACCCCCUGUGGAAUUUGAGAAAAAUCGCACAUACAUUGUGACAACACUGCUCGAGGAGCCUUAUAUAAUGCUCAAGAAAGACGAUAGCUUCGAGGGUUAUUGUAAGGACUUAGCCGAUUUACUUGCAAAGAAAUUGGGAAUAAACUAUGAGAUGCGCUUAGUUAAAGACGGAGGUUAUGGGGCUGAGAAUCCGAACGUGCGGGGUGGAUGGGAUGGAAUGGUUGGUGAGCUUGUACGUCGGGAAGCGGAUAUUGCCAUUGCUCCAAUGACCAUUACAGCUGAACGUGAACGAGUUAUUGAUUUUAGCAAACCCUUUAUGUCAUUAGGGAUUUCCAUUAUGAUAAAAAAGCCAGUUAAGCAGACCCCAGGUGUAUUCAGUUUUAUGAAUCCUCUUUCCCAGGAAAUAUGGGUUAGUGUUAUCUUCAGCUAUAUUGGAGUCAGCAUAGUUCUGUUUUUCGUAUCAAGAUUUUCACCAUAUGAAUGGCGACUUAUUCAAUAUUCAGAUGCGAUAAAUAUACAUCCUGAUCAAAUACCGAACCAACAACAGCAACCGCCACCUGGUGUCGGCCCAAGUUAUGCCUCACCCGCUGUAGUUGUAAACGAUUUCAGCAUAUUGAAUUCAUUCUGGUUUUCACUGGCCGCAUUUAUGCAACAAGGAUGUGAUAUAAGCCCGCGAUCAAUAUCUGGACGAAUCGUUGGAUCUGUCUGGUGGUUCUUCACACUCAUACUUAUUUCAUCGUACACUGCAAACUUGGCCGCUUUUUUAACAGUCGAAAGAAUGGUUACACCAAUAAAUUCACCUGAAGAUCUUGCAACACAAACUGAAGUGCAAUAUGGCACUUUACUUCACGGUUCAACGUGGGAUUUCUUCAGGAGAUCUCAAAUUGGCCUCCAUAAUAAAAUGUGGGAAUACAUGAACUCACGAAAACAUGUCUUCGUAAACACCUACGACGAGGGAAUAAGUCGUGUAAGAACAUCAAAAGGAAAAUAUGCUCUAUUGGUGGAGUCACCAAAGAAUGAAUACGUUAAUGCUCGGGAGCCAUGCGAUACAAUGAAAGUCGGUCGAAAUUUAGAUACCAAAGGUUUCGGAAUAGCUACUCCCAUUGGAUCUCCAUUAAAAGAUCCAAUUAAUUUAGCUGUACUGUCAUUGAAAGAAAAUGGAGAACUUAUAAAAUUGCGAAAUAAGUGGUGGUAUGAUAAGACUGAAUGCAAUCUGAGCAAAGACAAUCAAGAGACCUCACAUAACGAGCUGUCAUUGAGUAAUGUAGCUGGAAUAUUCUAUAUUUUAAUUGGAGGUCUGUUAGUGGCAGUCUUUGUAGCAAUUAUUGAAUUCUGCUUCAAGAGUAAAUCCUCUUCAUCGUCUUCGUCAUCGGCGGCAGGAAACCGCCAUCAAAGAAAUUCUCUAUCAGAUGCAAUGCACUCGAAGGCUAAAUUAACAAUUCAAGCCAGUAGAGACUAUGACAAUGGUAGAGUCGGGGUUAUUUCAAAUUGUAUUAAUUUCCAGUAUUACCCGCCAGCGCAAAUAAAUGCCACAUCCGAUACGGAGUCAAUGCACAUGAAUACGCAUGGUCAGGUUUGACGCGAGCAUGCGCAAGAGUCACGCCUUUGACGUACUCCUUGCGCACCAACAAUUCGAAGGAUAAUGGCUAACAGUAGACAGGAGACUGAGAAAAUGCUUGGCAACCAUGAAAGCUUAUCAGUUGGUAAUCAAAGUAAUACCCUAAUUCGGAAUCCAGAUAUAAGUAAUCCCUAUGCUAAGUAAAACUAAUGCUGAAAGUAUGUAUUAACUAUAAUGACUCCAUACACUAAAUAAGCAUCCUUUUAUUUGACACUCAAAAACAAAAUAAGAUGCUCACAUCCAAAACAAAAAACAAAACAAAAAAUGUGAAGUUGACGUUAUUUUGCUAAAGAGUAGAUUAAGAAGAACUGACUAUUGUUAUAAAACUAAUAAGUUAUAAAAUAAUUCGAAAUAAAAAUAAAAAUAAUAUAAUAAAUAACUUUUUACAAUAAUUUUUUUAAGUAUAUGUAACUUAUUAAAAAAAAGAAAUGUAUUUAGAAUUCCGAAAUUAGUGAUAAAACUAUGACCGGAAAUCAUCAUGUUAACUGUUUUAAACGUAUACUGUGCCAACUAAAUUAAAUUAAUACUUGAAUAAUAAAUAUACACGAACAGGAUGCACACACAGCAAUUCAUUGCAAGAAUAAAACUAAAAAAAAAAAGAGAAGUAGAGUGGCAUAGGUGGUUUUAUUUGUAAACAGAUAAAAAUAAAUCAAAAACUCAACAAAGAAAAUCAAAUUCAUUGCUAUGCGUCCACAAAAAAAAUGUAAGAUAUUUUAUUGUAAAAAUAUUUUUUUCAUUUUAAGUUUUUUAUUUGAUAACAGUAAGCGAGAGUAAAUUUAUUCAUGCAAUUCUUUGAAAUCACGAUUAAGUUAACAUAAUAAAAUAAAUUAAAAAAAAUAAAAUAAAAUUGUUUUUUUUUUUCAUAAUUAACUUAUUGAUAUGAAAAGCUCCGGAGCCAGUGACGGGAUUUGAUUUCAUGUAAAUAUAAUAGUUGAUGCCACCCAAUUGUUAGGUUAGGAAAUGAAUUUAUUUCGCAUAUACGGAUUUGAUUUGAAUACUAUUAAGUUACUGCCAUUAGUAUAAAAGUACCAAGAGACUAACUUGAUAAUGUAUUUUUACCUUUGCAAGAAUAUUUGUAUAAUUUCGUGUGUGGUUUAAUUCUUCAACGAUAAAACCCGAGCAAGACAGUCCUUGAUUACCAACUUAUUCGUUUGUUUCUAUUUGUUUUUAAGCUCCUAUAGCCAAUGCAUCAUUGGACUCAAAUGGUUACUUAAAUUCGGGGGGAUGUCCUCUAACAUAUUAAUCUGAAACCAUAUCUUUCAAGACUGUAGUAUAAAAUUCUUCACUGGCUCCAAAACUAUCAUUCAAGUAAACUAAAUAUUUAUCCCAAUUUUAUCGUGUUUGUAAAUAGUAAAUAUAUAUAUAUUUUUUGUUUAUAAGAAAAAAAAAUAGAUUAAGUAAGGUAAAUAAAUAUUUAUAGCUACAUUGCGCCAAAUCUAUUUACUCCAUUGUAUUUAAAGUCACAGAUUUUGAAAUUUUCGUUUUUAAAUGGCGAUUUUAAAUAUAAUGAAAGAGUGAAUAAAUUGGGGCUUAAUAUUUUCCUUUAAGUUAUCUCUUUUUUUGUUGAAAGUUUUCAUUUUUUUUUCUUAGGUAAUUUGUUAUAAUUUAAAUUUUUCACAUUAAUAGUACCAUUUUCAGAACCUUCACUUUUAUUGUGCCAAAACCAAAAUAAAGUACUAUUAAAUUCAAAAAAAGAAAUAAAAAAAAACAAAAAUUAAAUCAAAAAAAGUUUAAUUAUUCCAAUCAAAGCGGUUUUAGGAAUAGGGUGUAAUUUUUAGAAUUAUAAACAACCGUAGCUCUACUAAAACCUUACUAUACAUAUAAAUAUGAGUAAAAUUAAACACAUAACUUUAAAAUGAAACUAAACAAAAAUAAUUAAAAAAAAUAAAUUAAUAAAACAUAUAAGCUGUCAUUAACAUCAUAUCCAGGGUUAAACAUUUAGUAAAGAAAAUCUAAGACACUCACACAAAAAAUACGAUCUUUUUUGUAUUUAGGAUUAAUUUAGUCAUAAGAAAAAAAAUUGUUAUAUACAAACUAUAAAACUAAUCCACUAAGUAAAACUUUUAAUAAUAAAAAAAAAAAGAAAAUAUAAGAAAUCUUGUGCAUUGUGUUCAUGUUACAAUAAAAUAAUCUUCGCAAGAAUAUCUAAAAUGUCUGUUUAAAAAAAAAUAUGCUUAGACCAUAUCACUGUUAUUUUUAAUGUACAGAAAGUGUUCGAUUUUUCUUAUUUUUUUUAUAAUCGUUGGAAUAUUUCACAUUGAUUUGUUCUUCUUUAAAUGGAUUUUUAAUAUGUCUAAGUCGGUAAAAUAAAAAAAAAAA